CCAAUAUUGUUAGCUUUGCUGGCAGAGAGGAGUGUGAGAGUGUUUGAGAGGUUUAAGAAUUGAAGCGGACCUAACCCUAACCUAAACCCUCGAACGACGCCGUCUUCCGCCGCAAAACCAAUGGGUAGUGGCAGUAAGAAGAAGAGUUUCGUGGCCGAGGAACAAACCCUCGCCACCGAAGAUUCUCCCAAACCGCUCAACAAAAAAUUCAAGAACACUGCCGCCUCCGGUGAUGGCCAGCAAGAACCUUCAGUCAAGCCAAUGGAGAGGAAGAAGAAGCGCAAAGCCUUGGACAAAAAGCGGCACCGUACGUCAUCACAACCGCAACCCGAGCCUGUAGCUUCUGAAUCCAAACCAGUACCUAGUACCGCCGGCGGCGCUCUCCCGGAGUUUCACAUUGGUGUAUUCAAGGACCUUGCGGCGGCGUCCGAGGCGGCGAGGGAAGCCGCCGCAAAACAAAUGGUGACGGAGUUGAAGGCGGUUCAGAGCGCCUAUGAUACGCGUGAGGAGAAGGAGAAUGACGAGGGUGGAUUCAAGUUGGAAGCAGAGAAAGACGAUGGAUUGGAUAACUGUGCUCCGUCUGUGAGAUACGCUGUUCGUAGGCUCAUUCGCGGUGUUUCUUCGUCCAGAGAGUGUGCGCGACAAGGCUUUGCAUUAGGUUUAACUGUUUUAACUGGCACUGUUCAUAACAUUAAGGUUGAAUCCUUCCUUAAACUUGUAGUCAAUUUGCUGGAAGUAACUUCAUCAAUGAAGGGUCAGGAAGCAAAAGAUUGUCUAUUAGGGCGCUUAUUUGCCUAUGGAGCUCUGGCAAGAUCAGGAAGACUUAUAAUGGAGUGGAAUAUAGAUAAAAACACUCCUUACAUAAGAGAAUUUAUUACGGUUCUUAUUUCUCUUGCCAAUAAAAAGCGAUACUUGCAAGAGCCUGUUGUUCUAAUAAUAUUAGAUAUGGUUGAAAAGUUGCCCGUUGAAGCCUUGGUGAAUCAUGUUCUUGAAGCUCCAGGGCUGCAUGAGUGGUUUGAAGCUGCUAUAGAAGUAGGAAACCCUGAUGCUCUGUUCCUGGCUUUAAAACUUAGAGAGAAGAGCGGUAUGGACAGCUCCUUGUUUGGCAAAUUACUACCAAAUCCAUUCAGCUCUAGCCAGCUUUUCUCUGCCGAUCACCUGUCCUCUUUAAGUAAUUGCUUGAAGGAAUCAACAUUUUGUCAACCUCGGCUUCAUAGUGUCUGGCCAGUUUUGAUAAAUAUUCUUUUACCUAAUACUAUUGUGCAAAUUGAAGAUGCAGCAUCCGCUUCAAAUUCAUUAAAGAAACACAAAAAAAGCCGAAAAUCUAGCUCUUCUGAUGAAGAAAUUGCGGGGAAUCUUCAGUCUUUUUGUGAAAUAAUUAUUGAAGAAUCCCUUCUCAUGUCAUCUCAUGACCGGAAACACUUAGCUUUUGAUGUUCUCUUUCUUCUACUCCAAAAGCUGCCUGCGUCAUUACUUCCCGUUGUUUUGUCAUAUAAAGUUGUUCAGUGCAUGGUUGACGUACUAUCCGCAAAGAACACAUGGCUGUAUAAAGUAGCUCAGCAUUUUCUUAAACAGUUGUCAGAUUGGGUGGGGGAUGACGAUGUCAGAAGAGUUGCUGUUAUAGUGGCUAUUCAGAAGCACAGCAGUGGAAAAUUUGAUCGUGUAACACGAACAAAACAUGUUAAAGAUUUUAUGUCACAGUUCAAAACUGAACCUGGUUGCAUGCUCUUUGUUCAGAACUUAAUUAACCUGUUUGUGGAUGAAGGUAACGCUGUGGAGGAACCUUCAGACCAGAGUCAAACCACAGAUGAAAAUUCUGAAAUAGGAUCUAUUGAGGAUAAGGAUUCUCCCAGGUCCAAUGGGAAUUCUGACUUUUUGAAGAGUUGGGUUAUAGAAUCCCUUCCCAGUAUUUUAAAAUUCUUGAAGCUAGAUGAUGAUGAGAAGUUCCGAGUACAGAAAGAAAUCAUGAAGUUUCUGGCUGUUCAGGGUCUAUUCACUGCCUCUCUUGGCUCUGAGGUAACGUCAUUUGAGUUAGUGGAGAAAUUCAGAUGGCCAAAAUCCCCCACAUCAAAUUCUCUCUGCAAGAUGUGUAUAAACCAGCUGCAAUUAUUAUUGGCAAAUGCUCAGAAAGGGGAGGGCUCUCGUCCUUUGGCUAAUAGUUCUGAGCCAAAUGAUCUUGGUUCAUACUUCAUGAAAUUCUUUGGCACCUUUUGCAACAUUCCUUCUGUUUCCCUCUUCCGGUCUUUAGAUGAUGUAGAUCAAAAGGCAGUAAAAAGUUUGCAGGCAGUGGAAACAAGAUUAUCCAGAGAGGAACGGAGCCAUGAUUGUAACACUGAUGCUAAUAAAUUGUUUGCAUUGAGAUACCUGCUCAUCCAACUGCUUCUGCAAGUACUUCUUUGUCCAGGGGAGUACGCCGAAGCUGCAUCUGAACUCAUUAUUUGUUGUAAAAAGACAUUUUGUGGUUCUGAUCUUCCUGAGUCCUCUGGAGAAGAUGUGGAGGCUGAUGAUGCUCCCAAACUGAUGGACGUUCUUGUGGAUACAUUACUCUCUCUGCUACCACAAUCAUCAGCUCCUAUGCGAUCUUCCAUAGAACAGGUAUUUAAAUAUUUUUGUGGUGAUAUCACUGAUGAUGGAUUGAUCCGAAUGUUGCGGAUCAUCAAGAAAGAAAUAAAGCCUGCAAGACAUCCAGAUACAGCGAGUGCAGAUGAUGAUGAGGAGGAGGAGGAAGAUGAUGACUUUAUUAAUAUUGAAGAUGAAAUUGAUCAAGCUGAAACAGGUGAGAGUGACGUCCAGACAGAUGACUCUGAGUUAGUCGUUGAGGUGGAGGAGGCUGAUCAUGGCCACUCUGAAGCUUCUGAUGAUUCUGAUAGUGGGAUGGAUGAUGAUGCUAUGUUCAGGAUUGAUACAUAUCUUGCCCAGAUAUUCAAAGAAAAGAAAAAUCAUGCUGGAGGUGAAACUGCACAUUCCCAGCUUGUAUUGUUCAAACUUCGAAUCCUUUCAUUGUUGGAAAUUUUCCUUCAUGAAAAUCCAGGUAAGCCUCAGGUUCUUAUGGUCUACUCAAAUUUGGCUCAGGCUUUUGUUAACCCUCACACAGCAGAAGUUAGUGAGCAGCUUGCACAGCGGAUAUGGGGAAUAUUACAAAAGCAAAUAUUUAAAGCAAAGGAUUAUCCAAGAGGUGACGGUGUCCAUUUAUCCAUCAUUGAAUCUCUGUUGGAAAAAAGUCUAAAACUAGCUUCAAAACCAUUUAAAAGACAGAAGUCAAAGCAAUCAGCUGCCUGGAACAGACAAAGAAUGGUUUCAUCUCUUGCCCAAACCUCGACCUUCUGGAUUUUGAAGAUUAUUGAUUCAAGAAAUUUCUCUCCGUCUGAAUUGGAGAAGAUUAUUCAAAUUUUCCGCGACGUAUUAAUGGGAUAUUUUGAAAAUAAGAAAUCUCAAAUCAAAUCUGGGUUUUUGAAAGAAAUAUUUCGAAGACGACCAUGGAUUGGACAUGCUGUAUUUGGCUUUAUUUUGGAGAGGUGUGGAAGUGCCAAGUCAGAUUUUCGACGAGUGGAGGCUCUUGAUUUGGUAAUGGAAAUAAUGAAGUCGCUGACGUCAGGCAACAGUGAUGAACAGACUGCAUCGAAAAAGAUUCUUAAAAACAAUUUGGAUAAACUUUGUCAUCUAAUGAAAGAAUUAGCAACUAAUGUGCCAAGUAAACCGGCAAGGCGGACAGAGGUACAGAAGUUUUAUGUAAAGGUUUUGGAGAUCCUGUCUAAGCUUAACCUCACCAAGCAAUAUUUUAAAGCUUUGGCACCUGAUACCGAAGCUGCCCUUCAGGCUCAACUUGGUGAGCAAUUCAUUAGUUUGAAGAAGCUGGAGAAAUAAACAUCACACUUUACAAUUGCUGCCACACGCGACAGAAGAAAAGGAAACAAUUAGAAAUAGACAGUGCUGUUCAGGAGAUACUUGAAUUCAUUCUGCUCGACUUGUAUGGUGAUGAAAACGGUGCUACUAACACCCUUGAGGUGUUAGCAGUGAGAAUUUUUGGUAUAACUUAAUUGUUUAGAUGUUAUUUUUUUUAAUUGUUCUUUUGGACAUGCUAUGGAUUUUGUAAACUAUUAUUAUCUGGUGAAAGAAUUCGUUUCAAA
This is a messenger RNA of Vigna umbellata (rice bean), 4127 nucleotides long. Its product is annotated as DNA polymerase V family. Gene Ontology annotation, cellular component: nucleolus. Gene Ontology annotation, molecular function: transcription factor binding; DNA binding. NCBI's taxonomy places the organism in Eukaryota, Viridiplantae, Streptophyta, Magnoliopsida, Fabales, Fabaceae. The record is from RefSeq and is a predicted model, not a curated record. Gene Ontology annotation, biological process: regulation of DNA-templated transcription.